UGGCCCUAGGUAGUCGUCACGUGACACUUCUGUGACGUCAUUAACGCUCGAUUUGUUCGAAGAUAUUUUGACGAACUGCCAAGUUGGUAAGAGUUGAUUUGAUUGGGAGAUCUUCAUUCAUCUUAGGAAAAGGUGGACUCUUGGAGAAAAUAUUGAAUACUCGAGUACCUGACUUGAACAAUUACAAUCCGUGGUAAAUGCGGUUGGACUCCAUCAUGCGCCGCCCCACUUUGCUUGCCAUAAGUGUCCAGUGGAGAGAAAAGAAAUGAUUUCCUUCCACCGGGGUUUUUAGCAAAAGCAUGACCCUGGAGACGUCCCCGUUCCCCAACCGCUGCGCCGCAUUCACCCACGCGGCGGGAUGGGCGUUGAUUCUGCCGUGUUUCUGGUUUCUCGACCGUCUCAUCGCCGUGUGCAUGUUGACCACCCUGGAACGGAGGCAAGAGGACGCGUGCCACCUCCACCCCCUCAAGGCCUUCUUUGGCUCCAUCGCCUUCUUCGUUCUGUUUGUCGUGACCGCGCCCGUGGCCCUGCUGGGGUUCCUGCUGUGGGCGCCGCUGCAGGCGUGCCGCAGGCCCUUCUGCUACCACCGAGAGACGGCUUCCCUCCAGAGCGAGACGCACGGGGGCUUGGAGGCGGAAGGGAAAGGUUCCUUCGUCUUCGCGUCGGCCAACCUCUGUCUUUUGCCCGACAGUCUUGCCCGCUUCAACAACCUGGGACACACCCAGCGACGGGCUUCCGCAAUCGGCGAGUGCAUCGCUCAGGGCGUGGGCCGCCCCGACAUCCGCAUCUUUAUCGACUCCCCCAGCAGCUGCAGUUCUCUCAGCCCCUCCAACAGUAUGCUCCCCGCUGCCGGCGCCUCAACUUACGGCGCGACAGACAGACAAUCAUCCCUCCCGAAUUCCAACAGCGAUUUGGUUUACACACCCGGCGAGGAUACUUCUGUCCAGCACAACUCUAACCAGAACUCCAACCGGCACGGGCGAACGGGGCAUCGCAGCGCCCCCCGCGUUUUGCUCUCUCAGGGUGUCGGCCAAUUGGGCGACGUGCCGUGGGAGGUGUCCACCAUGUUUCCCGCCAACGUGGACAUCCUCUGCUUAGAGGAGGUGUUCGACAAGAGGGCUGCGCGGAAGCUCACCCGGGCGUUAAGUCCGUUGUUCGCACACAUACUCUACGACAUUGGGGGGUACGCCUGCCAGCCCCCCUGCAGCUGCUCCUCAUUUAAGUUCUUCAACAGCGGCCUUUUCCUGGCCAGCCGAUUCCCCAUCGUGGCGGCCCAGUACCACUGCUUUCCCAACAGCAGAGGUGAAGACGCGCUGGCUGCCAAAGGCCUCCUCUCUGCCAAGGUGCUGAUCGGAAAAAAUCAGAAGCAGAGGAAACUGACUGGUUAUUUCAACUGCAUACACCUUCAUGCACCAGAAGGUGAAGGCGAGAUCCGCUGUGAGCAGCUGAACAUGGUCACCAAGUGGAUCGGGGAUUUCCAAACAGCCAACCGACAGCCCGACGAGGAUGCGGUUUUUGAUGUGCUCUGCGGAGACUUCAACUUUGACAACUGCUCACCAGAUGACACCUUGGAACAGAAUCACGGUCUUUUUGAGGAAUACCGAGACCCCUGCCGAGCAGGGCCAGGGAAAGAGAAACCCUGGGUCAUUGGAACGCUGCUAGAGCAGCCAACGUUGUACGACGACGACGUAAACACUCCAGAAAAUCUGCAGCGAACGUUGGAGAACGAUAUGCUGAGAAAGCGGUACAUCUGCCCUCCCGUUCCCGCCACAGGCUCGCCGUUGGUUUACCCCGAAACUGACCAGCCGUGGAUUGGACGACGGAUUGAUUAUAUCCUAUUCCGGGAAAAGUCCAUUUCCAAGCACUGCCAGACCGAAGUGGAGGAGGUAUCUUUUAUAACGCAGCUGGCCGGCCUGACGGACCACAUUCCUGUGGGACUGAGACUGAAUGUCAGAAUGGACUCUUGACUUUGUUGAAAAGUCACAGCUAUUAUCAACAUACUUCCAUAUUUCAGGGAAAGGGAACAAAAUGUACUAAAAGUACAUUACUGUAGAGCCAUAAUAAUAAUAUGUUUACAAGCUGUAUUUCGAUUUGAGAUUUAAUGCUGAUGAGCUAAAAGUCUCUAAAAUAUCUCAGGUGGUGUUUGUAUGGGUUACUCUGGGUACGCAUUUUUCACUGUUGCACAUAUAGGCUUCUGGAUUUUUGUAUACAUACCUUAAUUUAAUUACAAACAUUCUCUAUGGAAAUAAAUAUUUACAGUUGAACAAUG
Syngnathoides biaculeatus (alligator pipefish) is the source of this 2269-nucleotide messenger RNA. RefSeq names its product sphingomyelin phosphodiesterase 5 (gene smpd5). Gene Ontology annotation, biological process: sphingomyelin metabolic process. Gene Ontology annotation, molecular function: sphingomyelin phosphodiesterase activity. The record is from RefSeq and is a predicted model, not a curated record. Gene Ontology annotation, cellular component: extracellular region; cytoplasm. The transcript is spliced from 8 exons. Lineage: Eukaryota; Metazoa; Chordata; Actinopteri; Syngnathiformes; Syngnathidae. The coding region runs from base 300 to 1967 and encodes 555 amino acids.